This is a messenger RNA of Austrofundulus limnaeus, 1062 nucleotides long. Its product is annotated as zinc finger BED domain-containing protein 4. The record is from RefSeq and is a predicted model, not a curated record. Lineage: Eukaryota; Metazoa; Chordata; Actinopteri; Cyprinodontiformes; Rivulidae. Gene Ontology annotation, molecular function: DNA binding.
GACGAGCACGUUGGUCACAAACUUUAACAAGCAAGCAGGUUGCAGAGGAGGCGUUAUGUCAGCGGUGUGGAGGUAUUUUCUGGUGAACGAAGGUGACAGUAGUAAGGCCGACUGCAAAUUAUGUUCAGCGAACUUGUCCAGAGGAGGAAAAAACCCUAGCAGCUUUAACACAAGUAACUUGAUAAAACAUCUAAAAAACCAACACGACAGCGAGUUCAAGCAGUUUUCUCAAGGGAGCGGGAAACAACAACAACCAACUUUGCAGCAAACUCUGCUGAAGCGGGAGAAAAUGUCCAGAGACAACCCUCGCGCUAUGAAAAUCACAGAGGCUCUUGCUCAVUACAUUGCUCUUGAUGACCAGCCAUUAUCCGUUGUUGACAAUGUGGGAUUUCGACGUCUUCUUGGUGUGUUGGAGCCGAGUUAUGAGAUUCCUAGCCGCCGCCACAUUACAGAAACAACGUUACCUAAACUACACGAUUUUGUGAAGWGACACAUUCAGAACCUUCUGCAAGACGUUUCGGGCCUUAGUUUGACGACUGAUAUUUGGACAAGCAGCAUUAGCCCGGUGUCUCUUAUUAGUUUAACCGCACAGUGGAUUGAUGAGGAUUUUACACCACGGAGGGUCAUCUUGCACGCAAAACCAUUUCGGGGUUCGCACACGAGCCAGGCCAUCGCAGAUGUGUUUCAUGACAUGCUCCAGGAGUGGGGGGUGAGCAAAAUCUCUGUUCAUGUUGUGCUUCGUGAUAACGCUAAGAACAUGAUAAAAGCCAUGACUGAUGCUGGACUCCCGAGCUUGCCGUGUGUUGCACACACCCUCCAGCUGGUGGUUAACGAGGGACUUUUGGCCCAGAGAAGCGUGUCUGAUGCAGUGGCUGUCGGUCGAAAAAUCGUUGGACAUUUUAAACACUCCACAUUAGCCUACUCCCGGCUUGAAGAUAUUCAGGUACAACUCAACCAACCACUUAAAAGACUCCAGCAGGACGUGCAGACUCGCUGGAAUAGUACCUUCUACAUGUUACAGUCUCUCAUUGAGCAGAAGAGGGUUCUUGGAAUAUAUGGAUC